CAGUAGUAUAACCUUUAUAGUAUCAAAACCUUUUAUUAGCAAUGAUUUUAGACUAAAAAAAAACCUUUAGAGUGUAUCACAGUUCUUCUUAAAUAUGAAAUUCAACAGAGAAAACACAGAACGUUUUUCAGUGAGAGAGUUAUUCUGUCUGGUUUGUUGUCCACCGCUGCCAUCUAAAAUUGUUGCCAAGAUAGCUUUCAAACCUCCAGAACCAUCAUACGUCUUCGCCAGCGAUAGUUCACGAAAUAACAGGAUCACUUUUUUGGAAAGUGAUAUCAACAUAGCCAACUGCGAUAGAGACAACUUAGAAUGCUUCUUUGCCAGGACAUCAAGGGGAAAUCGUAUAGCUUGUAUGUUUGUCAAGCGCUGCCCCUUGGCUCGAUACACCAUUCUGUUUUCACAUGGCAACGCCUCUGACAUCGGUCUCAUGUACCCUUUCUUCCUGGACCUGUGCAACAAGGUGUGUUGCAACGUCUUCGGCUACGAUUACUCCGGGUACGGCGUCAGUACAGGACGACCCUCUGAAAAGAAUAUGUACGCUGACAUAGAUUGUGUUUGGCGCAUCUUAAUUUCGCGCUAUAACAUUCGCCCAGAAAAUAUAAUUCUCUAUGGACAGAGCCUGGGUUCAGUUCCAACGGUGGAUCUGGCGGCUCGAAGAAAGGUCGGCGCAGUCGUCCUCCAUUCUCCAAUACUGUCUGCUCUGAGGGUCGUCUAUCCGCAAAUGAAAAAGACCUGGUGCUGCGACAGUUUCCUCAACAUCGAAAAAGUAGAGAACAUAUCCUCUCCCGUUCUCGUUAUUCAUGGCAACAAUGAUGAAACCGUACCCUUCUCCCACGGAGUCACCUUGUUCGAGAAGUGUCCGUGUUCUGUCAAUCCACUGUGGGUGUGCGGAGCCGGGCAUAACACGGUCGAAUUUCAUGAUGUAUAUUUGGAGCGGUUAAAGAACUUUGUCCACAUCGAUCUAAAGAAUUUCGAUUGAUAAUUUUCCGAGACAAGCGUGAAAGAACUAGUCGUUUACAUAGUCUAAUUCUCCAAAAUUAGUUUUUAUUAAAACAUUUUUUUCAUCAUAUAUUUUUGUUUUUACCUUUAGUGUUUUUAAACUUUAGGAUUAUUCGGUUAAAGUUUGUAUGUAAUUUCGUUCCAAACAAGUUUUCAGCUGUCAAGGUUAAUUUAAAGGUUUCCAUAACAUGGAGGCUCUCUUAUAUGCCUACAUGCAC
Nezara viridula (southern green stink bug) is the source of this 1217-nucleotide messenger RNA. Lineage: Eukaryota; Metazoa; Arthropoda; Insecta; Hemiptera; Pentatomidae. The record is from the annotation of a GenBank genome assembly.